This is a messenger RNA of Mirounga angustirostris (Northern elephant seal), 16487 nucleotides long. RefSeq names its product homeobox containing 1 (gene HMBOX1). Bases 1217 to 2545 code for a protein of 442 amino acids. The record is from RefSeq and is a predicted model, not a curated record. Gene Ontology annotation, biological process: positive regulation of DNA-templated transcription. Gene Ontology annotation, molecular function: double-stranded telomeric DNA binding. NCBI's taxonomy places the organism in Eukaryota, Metazoa, Chordata, Mammalia, Carnivora, Phocidae. The transcript has 10 exons. Gene Ontology annotation, cellular component: nucleus.
CACUGUAUAUACCAGUGUAAUAUAACUAGCAUAGAACACAGAACAUUACCAACACUGCAUAACAUUUUAAUAAUAGAUCAUUUAUGUGAAGCCAGGUAUAUUGUUCUUUUGAAAUUGAUCAGGAGAAAAAAAUAAAUGAGUUACUCUGGUUGCAGUUUUCUCAUCUCUCCCAACUAGAUGAUGAUAUAUUAGGGAGGGGGAUAUAUUAAGCUAACAAGUAGUAAAGUACAGUUGUAAUAUCCAAAGCAUUUAAAGAUUUAUUUAUUUGAGUGAGAGAGAGUACGAGCUCGUGAGCUGGGAGAGGGGCACAGGGAGAGAAUAUUCAAGCAGACUCCUUGCUGAACCAGGAGACUCACACAGGGCUUGACCCCACGACCCAUGAGAUCAUGACCUGAGCCAAAACCAAGAGUCGGACGUUUAACUGACUGAGCCACCCAGGUGCCCCAUAGCCAAAGCAGUUAGAAUAGCUAAUGAUUGGAAACAGUCUAUGUGUCUAAAAUAGGAUGGAUAAACAAACAUGUAGUAUAUUCCUAUAAUGAAGUACUACUCAACAAUAAAAAGGAACAAACUGCUGAUACACACUACAUUGGACAUGAAUCUCAAAAACUUUAUGCUGAAUGAAAAGAGUACAUAGAAAUUCCAUUUAUGUAAAGUUCUAGAACAGGGAAAACUUAUCUGUGAUGGGAAAAAUCUGAGCAGUGGUUCCCUGUGAGAGAAGGGGCCAAGGAUUAACUGGGAAGGGGGCACUUCUUGGGAUGUUAGUUUUAUUCUGUAUCUUCACAGGCGUUUUCACAGGUUAUGUAUUUCUUUUUUACAGUAUGUACUUCUCAAAAGUCAUAGAAUGGUAAACAUAAGACUUGUGUAUUUUCUUUUAUGUAAAUUUUACCUCAAAAGAAAAAACCUGAACAAAUACUGGGUUCUAAUUAAUGCAAUGCAUGUGGAAGUAUAUAGGAGAAAGUGUACAGAUGUCUGUAACUGAUUUUAAAAUGCAUAAAAAAUAAGAUGAAUAUAGGUAUGGCUACAUAAGGGAAGGGAUAGUUAAGUUAUAAAGCAAAUAAAAUGUUAACAGUAAAAUAUAGAUGGUUAGUAUGUGAGUGUUCACUGCAAAUUUCUUUUAAUUUUUGUGUAUGUUUAAUGUUUUUCAUUAUAAAAUGUUGGAGGAAAAACCCAGGCAAUCAAGAAAGAAUGUAAUAAUCAUGAAAAUAGGACUUGUAUCAUGGAUAGCUUGUCACAUUUGCUGGAAACCAUGUCUCACUAUACAGAUGAACCCAGAUUUACCAUAGAGCAGAUAGAUCUCCUUCAGCGCCUUCGGCGUACUGGAAUGACUAAACAUGAAAUUCUCCACGCCUUGGAAACUUUGGACCGUCUUGAUCAAGAGCAUAGUGACAAGUUUGGAAGAAGGUCCAGCUAUGGAGGAAGUUCUUAUGGAAAUAGUACCAACAAUGUUCCAGCAUCUUCCUCUACAGCUACAGCUUCCACACAGACCCAGCAUUCUGGAAUGUCCCCAUCUCCUAGCAACAGUUAUGAUACCUCCCCACAGCCUUGCACUACCAAUCAAAAUGGGAGGGAGAAUAAUGAGCGAUUAUCCACGUCCAAUGGAAAGAUGUCACCCACUCGCUACCAUGCAAACAGCAUGGGUCAGAGGUCUUACAGUUUUGAAGCCUCAGAAGAGGACCUAGAUGUAGAUGAUAAAGUGGAGGAAUUAAUGAGGAGGGACAGCAGUGUGAUAAAAGAGGAAAUCAAAGCCUUUCUUGCCAAUCGGAGGAUUUCCCAAGCAGUUGUUGCACAGGUAACAGGUAUCAGUCAGAGCCGGAUCUCUCACUGGCUGUUGCAGCAGGGAUCAGACCUGAGUGAACAGAAGAAAAGAGCAUUUUACCGAUGGUAUCAACUUGAGAAGACAAACCCUGGGGCUACACUAAGUAUGAGACCAGCCCCCAUUCCAAUAGAGGACCCAGAGUGGAGACAAACACCUCCCCCGGUCUCUGCCACAUCUGGCACCUUCCGACUACGGCGAGGGAGUCGAUUUACCUGGAGAAAGGAGUGCCUGGCUGUCAUGGAAAGUUACUUCAAUGAGAAUCAAUACCCAGAUGAAGCUAAGAGAGAAGAAAUUGCCAAUGCUUGCAAUGCAGUUAUACAGAAGCCAGGCAAAAAACUGUCUGAUCUGGAACGAGUUACCUCCCUGAAAGUAUAUAAUUGGUUUGCUAACAGACGGAAGGAGAUCAAGAGGAGAGCCAAUAUUGAAGCAGCAAUCCUGGAGAGUCAUGGGAUAGAUGUACAGAGUCCAGGAGGCCAUUCCAACAGUGAUGAUGUUGACGGAAAUGACUACUCAGAGCAGGAUACUUGGCAAGUACGCAAUGGGGAGGAGGAGGAGGGAAGAAGUUCAGAGGGAGGCAGAGAAGCAGAGAAGGAUGACAGCACUAGCCAUAGUGACCACCAAGACCCCAUCUCAUUAGCUGUGGAAAUGGCAGCAGUCAACCACACUAUCUUGGCAUUGGCCCGACAAGGAGCCAACGAAAUCAAGACAGAGGCCCUGGAUGACGACUGAUCAGGGAGGGUUGAACAGGAGAAGUUAACUUAGUUUAGACGUAGCACCUUAGCAGACUUUCCUCGGUCCUUAACAUGUGUUCUUACAGUAUAACUUGCAGUUUCUUGUAUGUCAGUUAGCCGUUAGGGUCUUGUUCUGUGAAGAUGGCAUGGUGCCCUCAGCCUUUGCAUAUACUCUCUCAGUAUUAAUUCCCAGUAAAUAAUAACCAACCAACCAACCAAACUCCCUCUCCCAGCCCCCGAGGCUAGAAAAUCUUGCUGCUCUGUCUUAGCAUUCCACGAAAGUGCUUCCAGGUAUUUAGAUAGCCCUCAGUUCUCCAAUAUUAGGCUACAUAUAAAACCUUGGGUACCUUUAGAUUCCUGUAACACUAGUCUGUACCCUUUUCCUUCCCCAAGACUGAUAGGAUGCAAGCUGAGGUAGUGUGGCCCAGGAUUGACAGACACCAUUUGGGGAGUAUCCGCAGAGUAAAAGGAACACUAGAAUUCCCACUCAGCGUGGGAAUCAUUGAUUUCCAGCUGCAAUAAGCCGUGCCUCAUAAUAGUCACACUGUGGCUAGAUUAUACUUCUUUGGGUGCUGUGCUAAGAAUGUGCAUGGAAAAACUUGAUCUCAGAUUUUGGUUGAUGUUAACAUGCCUGACACAGACAUCCUUUCCUCUCACAAGCUGUGUGACUUAGUAGAUAAAAUACUGCCUUCUGCCUUUGGGACCAUGAUUCAAACAAACAAAAAGACAAAAAACAAAAGUCAUUAAAAAAAAAACAAAAAACAACCCAGCUUGAGAGCAUUGGAAAAAAACAUGAGCUGAAUGUCUAAUGGAUGUUAAGUCCAGUUCUCAGAACCACUAUACGUUGCGUGGCACAGGUAUGUGCCUGCCCGGAAAAGUGCUGGAGGCAUCGUGGAAGCUGCUCUGCCUCCUGUUGGUGUCCCUUUUCCCUGCUGCCAAAAAGUCAAGGAUGGAGCUAAGGUCACAAAUGAGUGAAUGAACUUCCAGGCUUUGUAUCCAUUAACUGAAGCCCCCUCAAUAUGAGAGGUUGAUAGAGGACUUUAGAGUGGGAUUAUGCUGGCUGACUAUCAGAAAUGCAAAUACUUUCCUAAAUAGGAGCAGAAAAAAGCAGGGGACAGUUGCCACUUAUGUGGCGGGUCUUCGAGAUACAACGUGAUGUGACUGCUUUGGUGUUCUCUUUACUCUGUCCUUGUAGAGGUGUGAAAAGCUAUAUUGCUACAGGCAAUUUAUUUAAUAAUUGGAAGCCAUAUUGAUAAUGGAUGUGGUAAUAUUUGUAAAGUUUAAUCUACUUUAAGCGGCAGUAACUAAUGGAAUUUUUUUCCUUGAUCACAUAUGUAGCACUUUUGUUACUUUUUAAAGAUAUUUAUAUUUGAUAAAUCUUUUUUUCAUUUUGAGAACUCAAAAUACCAAACAGUGAACUUGCGUUAUAAAGUCACCCUGUGAUCACCUUGUCAUCUAGUAGCAAAAUGAUGAACUAUUCAUGCAUCAAAGAAAAUUACAUCUGCUGGCCUUGUAUGAAAAUGAUCUCUUGGCAUCCCGAUUAAAUGACACACUGUCACUGUGGGGAAGAGGAAACCGCCUUCGAUGUAGCAGCGUAGGGUGCGUCUGAAGGAGGCAUGACUGCUGUAUAUUUUCUGCCUCAUUCCAUCUCCUUUCUACGCGUGGUGGAGCCUUGUUUAAAGGGGGAUGUGGGGCUGCCUAUUAAACAGGGCUUCUGUCUUGUCCAUUACCUGAGAACGAUUUCUAAGGUGGAAGGAAGGUGCCGUUUCCUUACCUCUUCACCCCUCCUCCCCCACCAAAUGUAUUCAGCCUAAAACCAUUGAGAGAAAGACUGACCUUCUUUGUUUUUCCCUUCCUUGUUAGGGAGAUAUUAAAUAUCCACCAGUUUUUAGCUGAUCUGACUCCACUUAAGGCACAUGCUGACGAGGUCUUCUCCAUAUCCGUUCAUCCUGCUUAGGCCAGUGUGCGGAAGCCUUUGAGAGGGCACGAAGAUGCCACCUUAUAUGGGUCUGUGAUUUUAAAGAGCCGUGGGCAGGGACUGGGCCUGCUCUUGUUUGUGGAUUUCAGGCAGAUAAUGUAUAUACUUCUAGCUUCCAAGAACUGAAGUAAAAUGGGGUAGUCUUUUCUGUUUUACUGUAUUACUUGAACCAACAAAUUCAAGAGUAGCAUUUGUUAUUCUCAGGAAUGAUCCCCCUGCUUAUUUUCUUUCUUGGUGUGUUUGACUUUUUAUUUCAGUUAGGAGAUUAUGUUAUCUCUCUUUCCUUUUAUAUUACGUAGAAGAAAUAUAUUUUAUCUUUCCAUUUCGGUGGAAUUUUGUCUGCUUAAUCUCAGUUGACUCAGAAAGAAAAGAAGAGAGAAAACUAUAGUGUCUGACAAGCCACAUCCAUGAUUUAUUGUAAGGAGAUUAUUAUAAUUGAUAGCUUCUUUAUGAUGGGAUUGCUAGUAUCAUUGGUUCUUGCUGGUCUUUUUAAAGAAACAGACUCAAACUGUUAAGACAGCUGCAGUUUCUAAAGAAAUACACUGAUUGCCAGAGAAGAGCUAAAAGGUUUCAUUGUUUUAAGGCCUUAAGAAAGGAAAAAGCUUCAGAGAAUAAAGGAGAGUCAUAUCUAUGAAAGCAGCCCUGGGCCCUGUCUGGCAACCUGGAAAAAGUGAGAGAACAUGUCUACCAGUGCAGGAUAGCCUAGACUGGGUUCAGUGGGAACAGGAGGAAGGAAUCUUUCAUCCAGAAUUCUUCUUUUAAUUGCAGAAGACUGCUGGCCUGCUCCUAAGACGACCUGCUGCCUUACAUACAACUUUUGCUUUUUCACUAAGAGCAAAAAUGUGGUUCUUUGGGGCCUAGAUUUAAAUCUACCAUUGUUGGUUUUUUAUUUUGGAGUUUGUUUGGUUUUUGUUUUUUUGUCACCAGGUUGAAUUCUGUCUUGUCCAGGCUACCUUAGUUCUUAUAAUGGCAUAUGGAGUUGCCACUGUCUAAUUUGUGAUAUCUUUGGAUAGUGAAUUUGUUUUCUUAAGCUUUUUCAGGUUUGGUAGUAUUUAAACAGAAACCCUAAACUGCUCUCCUACUGAAGGGAAAAGAGCCAGGCUCUAAAAAAAAUCACGUUCUGUGCUUUUUGGUUGUGAUGUCCCUCCUUUCUUACUCCAUACUGUACUUCCCUCAGGCCCCAGAAGUCUGUUUCAGGACUGCUUGUCCCUAGUGAGGAAGACUGAGGGUGGGGAUGUGGAACCUUGUCAGCAGUUCUUAUAACUUUUCUGUUAUUUCUUUUUCUUUUUUAAAGACACUUUGAUUGAAUUACUGUAGUCAAAUGGGUGAACUUCCUGCUCCUCUUACAACACAGCCUUACAAAGGGACCUUCGAAAGAUGGACCAUCCUAGUGGGAUUUCUGCCUUGCUGUUGAUAACCCUAAUGUAGGAUGAAGGGCAGGGAAGGCAGUACAGUAUACUCUUAGCUGAGACCUUCUGGUGCCAGUCAGUACCAACCAGACAUUUUGGGUUAUUUCAGGUUUAUUUCAGCAAAGUGUGUAAUUUUGAGUACCCCUUAGGGCGAUUUUCUUCACAGUCUCAAUCCUUUAAAGUGGUUGAUAAGUGUGGUCACCUUCCACCUACCUAGGGAAUCUGUCCAGUUCCCGCACACUGUCUUUGGGGGGGACAGCCCCGCCCCCCACAUUCUCCUGUUAUUCCUUCACAGGAAGAAAGUUCCUGGAACAGGAAGACCCCUUUAAGAUACCUUCGGCUCUAGCUCAGUAGAGGUGACCACCUAAAAAGAUGUGAAUGAGGAAGCAGCUCAUCACUCCUGAAGUGCUCAAAUCCAAUGCCCCAGUCCCUGGUAGAUUUAGGAUGGCAGGCAGUCUGGUGACCAGCACUACUGCUGGGGCCAGAUAUCCACAGAGAUUUUUUACCUCAAGGGGACAACUCAUGAGGAGCUCAUUCAUACACUUGUUUCAGUUCUCCCUGUUUGGCCUUUGUCUUUACAAACUUCCCUCCUGGAUUCCAACCAUCAGGCACCAGAUGUAAAUAGACUCAUUUCAUCAGGAAUCUCCAGCCACUUCAUCUCCCUCUGUGAACAGCUCCUCUUCCAUUUGCCUCUGGUCUCCAGUACUAAGGCCUCAUCUUGAGCUGACAUCUUUGCUGGGAUUUAUCUUCCACGGUAGGCAGAGUAGGUGGGUGUGGGCCAUCUCUUCACACAAGCACUCCUUCCUGUCUUGCAGGCCAUCUUUUUGACCAGCUACAUAAUUCCACUGACCAGCUGCAUUAUUUCUGCCCAUAACAGUGGAAAUAAUCCCUUCUUCAUACACGUCCUCCCACCCCUGUCCUAAAAAUGUGAACUUCCAAGUCCUUACUCUCUUGGUCUUAAGAAGGGUUUGGGUAGAAGCAGUCUUCCCAUUUAACUUGUGGCUCUGCCUUUUAAAAUUGCUUUUUGUCUUUUCUUGUACAGAGAACAACCAGAGUAUUUUAUCCCCAAUGAGUCUCAACAGAUUCUUAGGCAAUAAUUUUUCUUGUUAUUGAUGAUCUUGUGCUCAGUAGCACUCUACACUGAAUAGUCCUGACCCUUCACAUUGUGCGUUGGUUUUCUGUGUUAAUCUCUGUCUGUGUUUAAUUCUUCGGUCAGAGUGGUGAUGGAUUUUGUCAUUUUUGUUGUUGUGAUUAUUAGUAAUGUUUUACUACUGUAUUCAUUGGGGCUUUGAGACCAGCCAAAUCCAUUUAUAGCUUUACUGAGCCAGAUUUGUUUGUCAAGAUUUCCCAAGUGAAAGUUGGGCGUACUGACCAGCUCUGCUGGUGGCGUCUGUGUGGGGCACAGGGGUGGGGUGGGGGAUGCACUGGGGCAGGGGUGGGAAUUACACAUUUGAAACAUUCCUUUUUGUGUGCUAAGUAGCAAGGAUGUUUACUCAGGAUUCUGGGAUCAGUUGUCAGCCAUACUGCAUUUGGCUAACUGAGCUGCAUGCCCUGAAAACCCUCUUCCUGUUUCUUAAUUUCCGGAAUGUCUAAUUUACAUUACUUCGUGACACCUAAGUUUUCCAGUUUGAAGGUAUUGCACCAUAAUGAGAACACGAGGUUUUCCCAGGGAGGCAACUAUGACUGGCCAGGUAAUCCUAUAAGGAUUUCCCUGACCGUAGCCUGUUGUCAAGGCAGAGGCCUUCUUUUCCAGCUCCCCCGUCUCCUUCAUUAUAUGCUCUUCUUUUCAAAAGAGGACUAUCACUUACGAGGAAAGAUUUCUUUACCACUCUCAGGAGAACUACCCUACUGAGGUGGUGGGAAAGGCUUCUUAAAUACAUCAAGCCUAUAAGUCCCUUUUCUGAUUACAGAAAUUCCUAUCACAAACAGGUUAUGUUCAGAAAAGCUGUUCUUAAUUCUCUUUACUUAUAAGUUAAAAGUGAUAAGCUACUGCUUUUGCCAACUUAAAGGAUGGUUGACUCGCUUACUCUGAAGUGCAACUUUGUUCCUACCCAUGGACGUUCAAAAGCUGGAAGUUCAUAAACUGUGAGGUUUCUGCAUCAGCUUCAUUAUUCUUUCUUGGUGGAUAUGAGAAGCAGCAGCGAAGAGAAAGCUAACGAUCUGAGAAAUCCCAUUUCCUGUAACAUUAGUUUUCCUUUGUAAUUAAGAGGGGAGUAGAUAUGGUGGAGAAGAGAGGGAAACUCUGGCUGCACCAAAAGAUCUUACACCAUGUUCUUACCAUCACCCAAGGACCUUGAGGAUGUAAUAGAUGACAUGGGUAAGAAAUAUGCAGAUCACUGGACUUCUUCUUUAGCAUGCUUCACAUGACACUUGGGGCCAAGCAGUGAGCAGAGCUAAAUCAAGUCAGUUCCAUUCAGGUGAAGUCUAACUAGCAUUUUACACCACUGACUACUAACCACCCACAUUCCACGCCCGUUAGCUCAUUAGCCAGCGCGGCGCCCCAACAGCAAACAAGGAUGCACUGCAGGAGGCUUCGCCUUGCUCUCCUGACGUCCUUUUUCUUGGCAAGUUUGGGGACUGAUGUGGACAGCAGUGCUGUGCUCUCCCAUGGGUGUCUGAGCCCCAUGGUGCAGUGGCGUGGGGCAGCUGGCGAGAGUGUGUGGUCCACGAGGGCUGCCCGACGCCGACCCGAGGAGGGCGUGUGCUCGCAGCUCGGCUCCCAGUUCAGACAUCUCCGGGAGCCGCUCCCUUAACUCCAUUUGCAUUUUCUCUUUUAAUGAAAGUGGCUCUGUACAUCCGUAAUUAACUCUCAAAUUCACAUUGGUGUGCUGUGAUCAAAUGAAGGUUUGCCUGAAUCCUUUCAAAUUGUAACCAUGGUAAUUGAGGGGGGUGGCACCGAAUGAAUAUAUAAAAAUAUAAUGACAAUUGUUCUGAAUGACUGAGUGUCCUCCUGACAUGUAAUUAGCUGUUUUAGCAAGAUGUAGAUUGGCAUGGUCAUAAUUAAAAGGAUUUCUGUCCUUUAUGUGAUUGGAAAUGGCAGAGCUCCCAUUCCCUGUUCCCUUUUAGCACUAAUGCUCCCAAGAACAUUUGGAACAGCAACUCAGUAAACUAAAAUAAUGACAUGGUGUUCAUGUCCUCUCCUCAGUGAAAGAGAAGGAUUUGGAGUUAUUUCAGUUUCAAAAUGGAAGCCUUUGCUACCCUCUCUCACAUCCAGUUUCAACCUGCUCCACCUUUGGCCGGAAGUACGGUCAGAAUCCCAACAUGAGUCAACCCCUGAAAGGCCUCCACCACUCUGCCUGACUUGCUAGCCGGCUACCAUACUGUGCACCUAACUUGAGGACAUUGACUGCUUAAGAAGCUCCCCGGGGUUUUAAUUCUUACCCGGCUUACUUGCUAUUUCCAUUGUCCUCACCAUCAGAAAGUAUCGAGUGGGAAUGUACACAUCUUCCUCAUUGGAUCAUAUGAUGUUCGGCUGACAUGACACAAACACAUAUGGGCUGUGAACAGUUCUGGGGCAUAACUGGAGUGCUGAUCCUCACAGUGUCCUGAGGUUACUGGAUGCACCCCACUGGUGCCCCCACACCGCUCUUCCACGGCAACCACCAACUUCCUUGUAUCGGCAGCCUUUUCUUAGCCAGGGUUUUCUCCGUUGUUCUGCUGAGUCGGUGGGAUUGUCGCCCUAGCCCUUCCAAGUCCAUGUUCUCUUUCUCUCCCUUCCACUAUUCCUCCUUUUUCUUCAUCCACCUUGUCCCACCCACUGAGCAUCGGGUGGUCUGGACGCCUUACGCAGUCUCCUGCCCAGGAUGUCUGCUCUUCUCCCCGCCGAGGCCUCCCACUGGACUGGACCUGCUGCGUCUUGAUCUAGCCUUUCUCUAGAACAUGCUUUUGGUUUUUUCCCAUCACUUGCAGGAGUCUUCAUUCAGUUAUAUCAAGAGUCAGUCUACGCAAAUAGCAGCACCCAGCAUAGUGCCAAGUGGCCCCUCCAGCUGCUUCAUUCCCUUGUGGCUCCCAGCUGUGCUCAUGAGCCUGGCCCAUGAGUCCUUUCUUCCUUCAGUGCUGACGCCCCAGGAUUGGUUAGUAACCACUGAGAGAAUGCAGCUCUUGCUUUUGUUCAUAUUUUGCUGCUCACCCUCCUGCAGACCUUUACCCCUGUCCAUGCAUCAGAGGGGGCCCUAACCAAAUGCUAAACUUCAGUCUGAUGAAAAUGCUGACAUAGGCUGCAUCUCUAUAACUGUUCUCUCCCCCUGUACACACACACACACACACACACACACACCCCUACCUAGCUACCUACACACACACACACACACACACAGAAUUUGGGAAAGGGUUCUGCCUUGGGUCCUUUAUUCUGGUUCCCCUCAAAAAUACCUCCAAAUAUAUAGCAGUUGGGCUAAAUCAGGAAAAAUGCCAGUAAAAAUUCUUACUCAGUGCUUCUCUUUCUAUAUGAUCUAAAAGGGACUUUCAGCCCCACCCCCAGCAAGCCUGCUUUCACGACACAUGUGCUGUCCUUGAGACUUUUCUGUGGGAUCCUGUCAGUCUUCUGACAGUUGGAAUGAUCGUGGAUUUAUGACCGCAAAGAGCAGAAUAUCCCAUCCCUUAUUUUCCCAGCUGCUGGAAGAUAACUAUCUUCAUUACAGUUGAGAAUCUGUCUUAAGAUUUGCAAUUCUGAGAACUGACUAGGUGAGUAUAAUUCUGUGAUUUGUGAGACGUGCAUUAAAACGGCCAGCAGAACAUUCUGAUUAUCUGCUUACAUUCAAAGAAAAUAGAAUUAUCACUGCAGUUAAAACCUUCUAACACAAUCUACUAUUUUAGGGAUCAAAGUAUUAGAUGUGCUGCUUAAGGAAUGGUGCUACUGAAAAAGAACUGGAGUUGGCAAGACAUCUCCCUCCCCAGGUGUUUCCAGAGGCCACUUCAGUGAUUCAAAACACCCUACACCAUAAAUGCCGGUACCACCAGCAGCCCCCACUAAAAAGAAAAAACCAAAAAAGAAAGCCAAGUCACCAAAAUCCAUAAAAACAUAGGUAGUACUUACCAAUGAAAUACAUAUUUUUUGGAAGAAAACGCCAGAAGUUGCUCUUACAAGAAAACGGAGUAAAGACGUCAUUCUAAAUCAUGCAGCAAGAGACAUUCAGACCUCCUGAAGCAUUCAAAGCUCAUGAUAAUAGCCGCUGACAUUUACUGAGCAUGUACUGUGUGCCAGGCACUGUGCUGAGUGUUCUGCCUCAUUUAUUCUUGAAGAUUCAUGGACUGCGCACCUUAAUGGAGAAGAGUGAAAUCUCCGGUUGCUUCUUUCAUCUUAGUAGGAUGUUCAUUGGAGAAUGGACCACAGAGUCUGCCUGGCAUUGCUCUGAAUGAAACCACUGCAUUUAACCUGUUUCGUUUUCCCACACGACCAUGCUGGAGAAUUCCCAAUGCUAUCAUCUCUCUGGGCCCUUCAUUCCCUCUGACACUGAACUAGUAGUGUUACCGUGAUGCUCUAGACACGAGAGCCUCCCUUCCCCUUGGUCUUUCUCCUUGCUUAGUGAUGGUGAUAGAAACGUAGCGUGACCUCAGGGAGGCUCCGCAGCUGUGAUGUGAAACCUCUUGUUUGAAGCAUCCUGUCUCCAGAAGGCAAAUGUGAGUUCCUGCCUCUUUGGGGGAAGAAACAGUAGGGCUGUCUCAUCUGUUUUGAGAAGUAGAAUUUACUAGCACUUCCAGUUAGUUGAGGCAGAGAAUGUUAAAAAUGCCACACACUUCCUCUUUUCUCUCUAUUUUAGCUCUUCGAGCAUCUUCAUAGUGCCUGUUACUGUUAGGCAUCCUGCUUCUGCACAGAAGUGUUUAGCUAAGCCAUUCCAGCUCAUUCUGCUGUCACGUCCGUCACAGUCAUGAGAGGCAGUGGGCCUGAGCCAGUAGGAGGUUCUGGGACUCUGGUAUUCGUGUCUGCCCUGCAUGGAGACAGGUGCAGAUUUGGGCUCAGCAUAAGAACUUUCUAAUCACAGUCCAGCACAGGGGCGAGCUGCCUCGGGGUUCAGGUGGCAGCUCAGUGACUACUGUCAGGGGCACCAACUCCAAGCUGACCUGAGGACAGGACUGAAAUUCCAUGUUUCUCUCCCCCUCGCUUCUCCAGCUCUUUUCCUCUUGCAAAUAAGUGGUUCUCAGGGGCUGGCUGUCCCUCUCUCUUCUCAUCCACUCUGUCAUGUCCUAGGCAUCCUUGAAGCCCAAGAGAGUGGAAUCCGCCCCGGAGGAAGGCCCCAGUUGGAGUGGCCCCGUGAGCGGAUUCACCAGGUUGACUACUUGGGACUGGUGGCCCCUGUCAUAGGUACCUUGUUUCAUUAUCUGGCUAAUGGGGUUAUUUGAUUAUCUAUUCCUCCCACCAAAAAAAAAGAAAGAAAACCCACCCUAAUGUGAAGGGAACAAGGUAUGUGUGCCUUCCGUUUAGCUGUUGAUCCAGAUCUGGCAUGACUGGUGGCAGUUGGGUGCCCCUGAAAUUUUGGAAUGGAAACAUUAACUCUGUCCUUGGAAAGCGCACGUGACUCUUAACCAACCAGUACGCAUAGCAGAGAUGAGUCACAAGAUUUGUGUUGCCUUUAUAACUUUUCCAGCUUCCCAUCCCUUCCAGGUCACGCUGAAAUUCCAGUCUUGUUUUCUGGCUUCCUUUAAGCCCAGAAACCGCUCCCCUUUUGUUGCUUUACUGAAACUAAGAGCCCAGCAUAAACUUAUGAGGGUCAUUUUUCCACUUCAUCAUUCGUUGAAGCUAUUAAACUGGAAACAAAAUGACAUUAGUUCUGUAUUAAUGUAAACAGCAGCCGCUCUAGCGAUCCUACACUCAACUCUUGUUUGUAUGCCAGAGUCCUAGGCCGGGUAGGCAGUGCAUACAUUAGUAGAGCGGACUGAACGAAGGUGAGAGCUCAGCCGUGGGCUCCUUUCAAGAGCAUUAUUGUUAGUGAUUUGCCUUGAAAACCACAUUUCAAUAUGUUAGAGUCAGUGAGCCCCUUAAUCCUGCAUCUCUGAAAAUGGGCACCACGAAACCAAAACCAAAGUUCUUGUGGGCAGGGGUAGGGGGUAGGGAGCUUCUCCCUUCAAGCAUCGGCAUCUCUGGCAAGGCUUUUCUUUACUGUUCACUGGUUUUGCCAGAACACUCCUUUAGAAAGGGCCUCUUCUUUUCCUAGCAGUUUUUCUCACGCGGACAACAGAAAGCAGGCCCGUGCAGUCCUGUGAGUCUAGAGCAGGCUGUCCCGACUUCCCACACACCUGCUCUCCCCCGUCAGUUCGCCCUGGUCUGCAGAAACAGGAAGGAGAAAAGCCCUUGCUGGGCCCAGCCCUGUUUUCUUCACAUUCACCCAGGCUGCAAGGUGGGACAUUCCCCUGCCAGAAGAUACCAAGAACAUCCUAGUUGCCUCCCCUGGAAGAGCCCACAGCCUUCUCUGAUUCCCCCUGGGCUCCGCUCCCUCCCUUCCACCGCCAUAGUCACUGUUGGGUAUGCAGUACCUUCCAAGGAUACAUUUCUAGUUACGUUUUUUAAGUGCCUAAGCAAGUUACAGACCUCUGGGACCUGCCAGAGAGUCGGCCUGUGCCCUGCCCCCAUCCCUUCCCCACCCUGCACUUAGCCCCCAGGGGCGGGCGCAGAUAGCUGCCCCUCUCCAGGGUCCCUGGCGUUCUGCAGGCAGAAAAACUACAAGGGCAAGCUUGUGGGCAGGGCGACAUCGUCAUUGCCCCAUCAGGCUGGCUUUGUCACUCUUUCCUGUGCUGCUUUUUAGGGAUGUCUCUGUUGAUGCGGUUCCAGUCUCGGUUCAUCGAGAAUGUUAAGGAGCCUGCUUCGCGAGGUCUACAGCUACUGAGUGGGGGAGAUAGAUAGGGGAGAGCAAGACAGCCGCAGAGCAGAAGUCAGUCUUUUGUCCGCAGCUGGAAAGUGCAUCCAGAUCCAAGAGGGCAAAGAGUCAGAUAAUCAUAGUUAAAAACACAAUGAUUCAUUUGCCAUCAUUAAUCAUUGGAACCCUGGCUGCCUCCCCCUGUCCUCUCUUCCUAGAUUUGAGGGGUCAGGGUGUCUGCUCACAAGGGCUCAGAAGGGCCAUCAUCGCUGGGGGUGAAGCAAGAUCAAAAGUGUGUCUUUGAAAAUGAGUGUGAGGUUAUUUGUUUGCUUCUUUUUUAAAGUAAUUGAAGUCUGACCUAAAUUCGGGGCCUUUAUUAAAUGUGGUGGGUGUACGACGGAUUAUUUUGUGACUGCACUCUGUUCACAUCACGGCACUAAGCAGCGCUCAGAUGAUUUGUUGGUGCAUUAGAAAGUUUCUGCAAGAUGGACAAAUCCAUACCCAGGCACUUUAUUUUCAUUAAUAAUCCAGCGUUUUUUGUUCAGACAAUGUAAUAACCCAAAUGGUGGGCAUUCACAUUUAACAGGUAUGGGCAGAUUUGCCCGAGGAAUUCUUUGGAUGUGGAUAGACAAGGGAGGCGGGUUGAUGAAAGUGAUCCCGUGGGAGGCCACUGCCGUGGUGAUGACGGUGCUGACGAGAGGGAGGCUGCCCCGGAGCACGUCACACCAACCCGGAGUCGGCCGUGUGCUGCAGCUCGGUCCUGCGGACGCUGGUGUCGACGGCUUCCCCGGGGGCUUGUCGGUUGCCCCCGAGGCGCGCGCGCGGGGCUGCAGCCGCGCAGGGGACAGCGGUGCAGUGCGGCACCAGGCGCAGGAGGCCCGCCUGCUUCUCCAUUAACCGGACCCGCGCACUGCUGGGACUCGUUCCGUUGCGGAACCGCGUGCAGCGCUGUCUGCCUGUCCAGGGCAGGGGUGGGAACGAGCUGGCGCAGCUGGUUAUAAAAUAGAAAGUGAGUUUGACAGUCAUAAUCUGAUUAGAUACCAUGGACCACAUGCCUUGGGACUGCCUCAGAGUCUUUAGCGUCCACCAAAUACUCGAGUAUCUGCGACGGGCUGUGUGGGGUCCCCCCAGAUGGGUGUGGGGGCAGAGCGCCCUUUCCCUGCCUUGGCCGUCGUGUGUCUUAGUCUUUGUGUUUCCCUUUGGCGUCUCCUGGUCUCUGUCCCCCAUCUUGUGCACCAUGUGUCCCUGAGGGGAGUCGCACCUGUGUCUGAGUCUGCUGUAAGGUGUUCAGUCUACCUCAAGGGGUCAUCAUGGUCAACUCUGUCCCAUAGCAAUCCUCUGACAUCGCCACACACACUGGAAUGUAUAUCUGCCCCUGGCCCUGCCUUCCCUGUCAGUAACCUCCUGACCCCAUCUUUCCUGUAAUCACCACAAACUCCUAGUGCAAAUUGGAUGCUGCUUUAAAUGUGAAAACAAUUGUUCAAAAGCUAUAAAACCUGAAUGAAAGCUAAAGCUGAAUUUAUAAGCCUUGUUGCAUAUGAGCCAAAAGUGCAAAAAGCUCUAUAUAAUGAACUAACCUGCCACUCGUAUAAAUAUAAAUAUAUAUAAAUAUAUUAAAAUCAGACUGUUCUACAAAAUUGUGUAUUUGUAUUUUUGUGUACGUACAAUUUUCUGCUAAGCAGAAGGAGGAUGUAGUAUAGGAUGCUGUGAGAAGAGAUUUGGUUUAAUCCUAUUUCUUUGUUACUUAUUUUUGUUAACAUCAGAUGCCUGUCUUUGUCUUAUAUGUGUAUGACACUGUUUGGAAAGCUGCAGUAUCUCUCUUCCUUAGGUCCAGAGUCCAUUAGAGAAUGAAAUUUGGGGUUUAGAGAGUUGUCCAGGCCACCAAACAUGCAGAAGUGGACAGAGCUUGGCCCUCUCCUGCCCAGGAGCUGCUCGCGGUCCUGAGGCAGCAGUGAGGCAGGGCACUGGCCUCUGGGAAGCAGACUCCCACUUCCAGAAAGCAACUUCCAAAACAAAAGAUUGUCAGAUCUCCCUGACAGAAGACUCCACCGGGUCCCUCAGGAGGAGAUGCAGGACCUCUCAGUUCUGGGCCAGAAGUCUGCCCAGAGGUAGCAGGGGGCUCUGCCUGGCUCUAGUGCCCCGCUCACUGGCCGUCCCCGGGCUCUGUGUCCCUCUGCCUUUUUCAGACCAGGUUACCAAAAUGCCUCCCCUCUGCUGAGCUGCUGGCGCUUCAUCACCCAGACCUGCAGCCCCAGUUCCCUGGAGCAUCUCAGAACCCACUUUCCCGGUGCUAACACACAAGAGGGGGGUAAAGUGGCUGCCAGUAAAGGCCAGAAACCAACCAUCUGAGAGGCCAGGCCGGAAGACAAGCUCUGUGCGCCCAGGGCGGUCGCCUUUCCCCGGGGAAGGCGUCGGGCGCCCCGCCCGGGCCCCACCCCCGCCGCCCGCCCACCUCUCAGCCCCACGGCAGUCCCUCUUGGCGUGAACCUUGUCUAGGGAGAGCGAUACUGCACCUUCACCUGUGGGACUCAUAUUUAUAACAAUGUGUAAUGACUGUAGCAAAAAGCCCUUGUUUCUAGAUGUAAAUGGUCAAAGAAACAAGUGCUCUAUUGUAUUGAUUAAAAUAGUUCAAAUGAGUCCUGUAUCAUUGUAUCUCCUAUUCUGGAUUAGUGCCUUUUGGACAGUAGACUGUUCUGUAAUUAAAAUGUAGUAUACUGCUUUUUUGUACAGUUUUGUUUUAAUAAAACUUUUUUUUAAUUUGUG